This is a messenger RNA of Bufo gargarizans (Asiatic toad), 5546 nucleotides long. It is a transcript of the gene PPP6R3, whose product is annotated as protein phosphatase 6 regulatory subunit 3. Gene Ontology annotation, molecular function: protein phosphatase regulator activity; protein phosphatase binding. Gene Ontology annotation, cellular component: cytosol; nucleus. Lineage: Eukaryota; Metazoa; Chordata; Amphibia; Anura; Bufonidae. Bases 332 to 2950 code for a protein of 872 amino acids. The record is from RefSeq and is a predicted model, not a curated record. The transcript has 25 exons.
CAAGAGUUGAUAUGUCCACCAUCUUGAAAAGUCGCCUAUAGUGCUGAGCAAUUUUCCCGCCUGACUGGAUUGGGUUAUUUUGUCGUAUAAGGAGGAAGAGUGUUCUGUACAGAUUUCUCUUUAAUGUAGUCAGGACACCCUGUAAUGGGCCAGAAGCUGAAGCUACUAAGAAUUGUUUUAUUUUCUUAACCUUUUAUCUCAUUUUAACAGGGACCCAGCUUUCAGUUGGAAUGUGAUGGACUAAUCUUCUUUGCCUUCACCUGCCCCCGUUGAAUGAGAACCCCCUAAUGUCAUCUUGCCUCGAAGAAACAUUCUGACCUUUCACAGUAACAUGUUUGCAGCACCAAGUAUGUUUUGGAAGUUCGACCUACAUUCUUCAUCUCACAUAGACACCCUCUUAGAAAGAGAUGAGGUGACACUAAAGGAGCUCAUGGACGAGGAGGACAUUCUGCAAGAAUGCAAAGCCCAGAAUCGUAAACUUGUGGAGUUUUUAUUAAAAUCUGAAUGUUUGGAAGAUCUGGUGACGUUCAUCACCGAGGAACCUCCACAGGACAUGGAUGAGAAAAUUCGCUACAAGUACCCCAAUUUAUCUUGCGAGUUACUGACCUCAGAUGUGUCGCAGAUAAAUGACAGACUUGGCGAAGACGAGUCUUUACUCAAAAGACUAUACAGCUUUCUUUUAAACGAUUCACCGUUGAAUCCAUUGCUCGCCAGCUUCUUCAGCAAAGUUUUAAGCAUUUUAAUCAGCCGGAAACCUGAACAGAUUGUAGCCUUUUUAAAGAAAAAAGAUGAUUUUGUUGACUUGAUCAUAAAACAUAUAGGAACCUCUGCUAUUAUGGAUUUGCUGCUAAGACUUCUCACGUGCAUUGAGCCACCACAACUAAGGCAAGACGUCUUAAAUUGGCUAAAUGAAGAGAAGAUAAUUCAGAGACUUGUAGAGUUAGUUCACCCCACUCAGGAUGAGGAUAGGCAUUCAAAUGCAUCGCAAUCUCUUUGUGAAAUUAUACGUCUCAGCAGAGAUCAGAUGUUACAAGUUCAGAACAGCCCGGAACCAGACCCCCUUCUGGCUACACUAGAAAAACAAGAAAUUUUAGAACAGCUAUUGUCAAAUAUAUUUGUAAAAGAGAAGAAUGACUCUGCGAUCGUCAGUGCAAUCCAAAUACUGCUCACUCUGCUAGAAACUAGACGUCCAGCAUUUGAAGGGCACAUAGACCUCUGCCCUCCAGGUCUCAACCAUUCUGCCUUUUCAGUUAACAGAACAGUUUUGACUGCCAUUCAGGAAAAGCUUCCGUCCUUUCACCAGCUCCUCCUGGACCCUCCAAAAACGGAUGUCAUGAAGACAACAUGGGGAGUAUUAGAUCCACCUGUAGGGAAUACUCGGUUACAUGUGAUCAGACUAAUAGCCAGUCUACUACAGACUAACACGCGCAGCAUUAAUAUGGAGAUAAUUGAAUUAAACACUAUAGGAGUUAUUUUGGAUAUGUUUUUUAAAUACACAUGGAACAAUUUUCUUCACACGCAAGUGGAAAUCUGCAUUGCUUUGAUACUUGCUAGUCCCUGUGAGAAUACAGACAGCACGCUUAGUGAGCAGAAUGCUGCAGGAGACCACAUCUUAUUAAAACAUCUCUUUUUGAAAUGCCACUUAAUAGACAGAAUACUUGAAGCAUGGGCCUUGAAUGAAAAGAGACAGUCAGAAGGAGGACAGCGGUACGGAUACAUGGGACACUUGACAAGAAUAGCAAAUUGUAUAGUCCACAGCAUUGAAAAGGGGCCAAACAGUACUCUAGCACAUCAACUUAUUAAAGAACUGCCAACUGAAGCUCAGGAAAAAUGGGAGACCUUUUGCACGAGCUCCUUAGGAGAAAUAAACAAGAGGAACACCGUAGAUCUAGUGACAACGCGACACAUCCACUCCUCCAGUGAUGAUGAAAUAGAAUUUAAAGAUCCAGGAUUCUCACAAGAUUCUUCCAUACAGCAGGCCUUUUCUGAUUAUCAGAUGCAACAAAUGACGUCCAAUUUUAUUGACCAGUUUGGCUUCAAUGAUGAGAAGUUUGCUGACCAAGAUGACAUUGGGAACGUUUCAUUUAACCGUGUCUCGGACAUAAACUUCCCUCUCAAUGCAAAUGAAAGCGCAAACAUAGCCUUGUUUGAAGCUUGCUGCAAGGAAAGAAUACAACAGUUUGAUGAUGGAGGAUCCGAUGAGGAAGAUAUCUGGGAGGAGAAAAACCUUGCCUUCACACAAGAUACACAAAGAAGAUCCAGCUCAGGAAGCACAGACAGUGAGGAGAGCACAGAUUCUGAGGAGGAGGACUCCGUCAAGCAGGGAUUAUUUGAAUCGAGCACAGUCAACCAAGAGGACAAGAUGGAGGUGGAUGCUAAUGAAGCAAGUAACUGGCCGGCAAAUUUUGAUAUCCCAAUGGAAACUGCACAUGUAGCUGGUCUGGAUUCAGUGGGAUCUGAUGUAUGGAGCACUGAAGAGCCACUGUCCGCUAAAGAAACUGGUUGGGCCUCAUUUACAGACUUCACAUCUAUUGGGGCAAAAGAUGCUGCAAGAAGUAACUCUCCUGUGGAAAUGGAAACCAGUACAGAGCCAACGGACCCCUUGAGUGUUAAUGCAUCCGCCCAAACUGAAAUUACUGUCGCAAUGGACGCUAGCUCUGAUGGUGAAGAGGAAGUUGAGAAUUCCGAUCAGAUGACAGAAACUGUGAUGAAUGGCAGUAUGAAGGAAACCCUCAGCCUUACUGUUGAUGCAAAAACAGAGACUGCAGUUUUUAAAAGUGAGGAAGGGAAAUUGUCUACCUCUAAUGACUCGGCCUGUAAAUAUGUUGUGGAGAACUUCGAUUCUGCAAUGGAAAAUCCUCCAGCUUUACAGCCAAACAGUAGCGGUCAAGAACAGAAGACAUCUGAGCAAAUUGUGUUGGAUGGAGCAUCUAUCAACGGCCCAGUAUGAUGUGUGAUGCCUGCUGUUCAGCUGAAGAUUGCAGACUGCUACCCUUCGGGAUUGCAAGUGGAGUUACUUGAGGAUUUCGUCAGAAGCCUGUCAACGCCAGUCACUGCUGCACUAACUUUGCAAGGGAUCAGGACCAGCAACUUUUUUUCUUUUUCCUUCUUAGAUUUUAAGGUGUUGUACAGACUUGAAAGUGUAAAAACAAAAUUGCACAUUGAGAAAUAAGACUUUUGUGUAUGUUUAUAUUGUAUUGCAUUCAACAAAACCGGUGCCCUACGACAUGAGAACUCACCACUUCAGUAAUAGUGAUACUAUGGUUAAAAUGGUUGUAAAAAUAGUUUUUAUAAAGUGUAUACACACAGAUCUAAUGUAUUUGAAAGCAUAACUAUUUGACAAUUAGUGUGACCAAAGUAUUUACCAGUUCAUGCGUUACUCUUUUUCCACUUUGUACAAUAGUCACUAUUUUUUUUUCUUUCAAACAGAAUUAUUCUUUGAUAUAAAAAAAACUUCCUGUAAAUUGUUCGCAUUGUAUUUAGGUUACCAUAAGUGAUUCAGACACCAGUGUUCCUCGUUUUUAGCAGCAAGUUUAUCAGAUAUCCAUUUUGCUGUGUUUUUACAUAUUUUUUUUUUUUUUUUUUCAGUUCAAAUCAAAUGUCUAUUCUAUUGGUAGAGAGUUUAAGUAUUUAUUACUACAUUUCUGACAGAUUGUUAAUGUAAAGCCAUAAGCUCUGUAAUUCUUAUUUUAAAAGCAGCAGGUGAGAAAAAAAAUCAUCAGGGGUUUUUUUUCAGCUGAAGUUUUAUCCAUUUUAUUGAUUUUUUUAAUGUGAAAUAAAAUGCUUGUCCGUUUUCCCGUAGAAGCGGACUCGCAUUUUAUUAUAAAUGUGUAUAUUAUUUUUUUUUAAAUAUACAGAUCAAACUUUAAAUUUGCAUGACAUCUGUUUGUGCCGAUCUGUGAAUUAUUUUUAUAUACAAGUUCAAAACCAGUUUUUUUUGUUUUGUUUUUUCCCCCAUUGACAAACUGGUUUGUACAUAGGUAGUGAUUAUGAAAGCUAAUUCUAUGUAAUUUAUAAUGUUUCUAUAUUCCUGUAAAACUCCAGUCCGCCUUCUUGAAGCAGGAAAAAAAAGCAAUGUUAAGUUGCCAGUCUGACACAAGGGUUGUCCACCUCUUGCACACCUCUUUUUGUAGAUUUAAAUCUGUCUAAUUUCAUGAAUAGAUUCUAAUGGGUUGUGAGACUUCUCCUAAACUGAUAUUUUAAGAGGAAAAAUUUACCUCUAGAUUGAGGCCAACAAUUUUUAGGCGUAGUCUCCAAUGCAACGUGCCUAAGCAUUACAUUGCAUACUACAAUAAAAAGGAAAAUAUGCGUAUAGCUUCCUUUUACCUCAUUGAAGAUGUAUUUGGGUUGCAUGCUUUUGAAUUUGCCUUUCAGUUUCUUUAUUUUUUUUCCUUAUCUGUCAGUAUUCAUAAAGUACAAACAAUACAGUGCUGCUCUAUACUCCUGUUUCUGACUGUACCUAUAUAUUAGGGGAAGUCAAAGUAUGUAGAAAGUUUGUGUGAGAGUCUUCAGGACCUGUCAACUUUCUUGCCUGUUUUAGUAACUCUUUGCAUUCCCCUUAAUACAUUUCUGGAGCAUCUAUUCUUAAACUUUGUCGUUGUGCUGUUCCUCCUCCUGAAAAUGUGACUAAAUGGACUGCUGGGCUUUCCCAUUAUACUGGUUAGUGUAGCACGUCUCAUCGCUUAGUGCUGACGGCUAGGGCCAUACCCUAUUUCCGAGGGGAAUGGUAACCUCUGGACAUCUAGUUACGGGAGGGGGGGGGGGGUAAGUAAUAGAGGAGUGACAACACAGUUCCCAGACUUACUAGAAAGGUUUCAUGUGGAAAGCAAGCAUGUCAGGAGGGCUGGACACCUUCAAAAUGGUUGAGAGGGAGGGUGGACUCGCAAUGAGCUGCUAGGAACACGUGUACAGUCCUGGUUGAGAGGGAGGGUGGACUUGUGAUGAGCUGCUAGGAACAUGUGUACAGUCAGUGACGUUGUGAGGUUUUAAACUCGACCCGUAAAAAGAAACAAAUACAAGAGUAUGGUAAUGUGAGGACAUCACUGCAGAAGGAGGUGUGGAAAAUGGGCUCUAGAGAGACAAUCCAAUAUGGCUGUAUGAAGAUUGAUAUGCACCAAUGACUGGGAGCUGACCAAAGUACCCACCGCGUGUGGUCACUUCACUAGGUUAGUGGGACAUGAUGUCUACCAUCUCCACCACUGAAACGCUCCAAUAUGCUGUUGUGGGGAUGAACACAUCUUACUAGGAUUUAUUGGAAGGAAGCUGGUGAACAAUGAGCUCAGGUCAUGCUGGUGGUAUUAGAUACAAAUGUAUAAUAGUAGGGGGCUAUCAGGUUAUUUUUUCAGGCAUUAUUAAAGAGAAACUAAAGUGUGGUGUGUCUCGUACUAAUGCCUUCCUUUGCUCCUUCUGGUGUCCUUUGUUACGGUACUAACUACUACACUGCUGCAUGUGAGUAAGCGGAGUACUGUGCAGAAUAAAACUUUAGAUGUAAAUUAUUUUUAUAGACUUCCUAAAGUCGAUGUAAAUAAAACCACAAGACCAUCGUG